Molecule: messenger RNA, 2141 nt
Organism: Ctenocephalides felis (cat flea)
Lineage: Eukaryota; Metazoa; Arthropoda; Insecta; Siphonaptera; Pulicidae
Gene: Ns2
Product: nucleolar GTP-binding protein 2
Exons: 4
Coding region: 153-2141 (662 amino acids)
Cellular component (GO): nucleolus
Molecular function (GO): GTP binding
Source: RefSeq, a predicted model, not a curated record
GGUAUGUUGGUGGCAUUCCGGACAUGCAGAUUUAGCUUUAUGAUCAUUUGACAAUUGAGGUUAUGUUUCUUUGAAGUCAAUAACCGUGGCUCAUAUACACGUGAUAUUUGAAAUUGUGAAUUAAUUAUAAGUUGCUAGGAAAAACCAAUAAAAUGGCUAAAACGAAAUCUACACCUGGAGCGCCCAGGAAGCAAGGGUUCAAUAGGUCUGGACAUUCUAUGAACCCUGAAAGAAGUACUGAAGGCUUAAAAGGUGUAGCAAAACCGAGAACUAGAGCCACCAUAAAUAGAUUGCAAAUGUAUAGAAAUUUUAAAGCUAAGCGAGACAAGACUGGCAAAAUUCUUACCCCUGCACCGUUUCAAGGUCGUUUGUCAUCUGGAACAGUUUCUCGUGUAGAGCCUAGCCAAAAAUGGUUUGGUAAUUCUCGAGUAAUAUCACAAAAUGCUCUGCAAAAGUUCCAGGAAGAACUUGGUGCUGCUAUGAAAAAUCCCUAUGAUGUUGUUAUGAAGCCUACAACAUUACCAGUAACAUUGCUAAAUGAAGCUGCAAAAUAUUCAAGAGUUCAUUUAUUAAAUACUGAAAGUUUUGAGAGUGUAUUUGGCAAAAAGAAAAAACGAAAGAGGCCAAAUUUAAAAGUUUCUGAUGUUGUAUCAUUAAGCCAAACCGUGCAAGAUUCUACUGAGAAAUAUGACGAUCAGAAAGAUCAUGAUAGAGUUAAAGAAGAUGAUGGUGUUAAAGAUACUGUGCGUGAUUGGGUUUUUGGUGCCGGCCAGAGUAAACGAAUUUGGAAUGAACUUUAUAAAGUUAUUGAUUCCUCUGAUGUUUUGCUUCAAGUGUUAGAUGCACGUGACCCAAUGGGUACCAGAUCUCCACAUAUUGAAAAGUUUUUGAAAACUGAUAAAGCACACAAACAUUUGAUAUUUAUAUUGAACAAAGUGGAUUUAGUACCAACUUGGGUUACGCAAAGAUGGGUGGCAAUUUUAAGUGCAGAAUAUCCAACGGUUGCUUUUCAUGCUUCACUCACUCAUCCAUUUGGUAAAGGAUCACUCAUAAAUCUGCUUAGGCAAUUUGGAAAACUUCACAUAGACAAAAAACAAAUCAGUGUUGGCUUUAUUGGCUAUCCAAAUGUAGGCAAAUCAUCAGUUAUUAAUACUUUGCGCUCAAAAAAAGUAUGCAAAGUGGCUCCAAUAGCUGGAGAGACAAAAGUUUGGCAAUAUAUUACAUUAAUGAGACGUAUCUAUUUAAUUGAUUGCCCUGGAGUUGUAUAUCCUUCAGCUGAAACUGAUGCUGAAAAGGUUUUGAAAGGAGUUGUUAGAGUAGAACUAGUCCAAAAUCCUGAAGAUUAUGUGAGCUUUGUUUUAGAAAGGGUUAGACCUGAAUACAUGCAAAAAACUUACAAGGUGGAUCAUUGGGAUUCUACAAUAGAUUUUUUGGAAAAGUUAGCUGCACGUACUGGAAAAUUAUUAAAAGGUGGUGAACCAGAUACUGUUAUUACUGCAAGAAUGGUGUUGAAUGAUUGGCAAAGAGGAAAACUUCCAUUUUAUGUAGUUCCACCUGGAUAUGAAAGUAAAAAUCUCAGUGAAAAUGGCAAUGAGAUAAAAGAGGACAAAACAGAAAUAUCUGUAAAAGAAACUGAUACUCCAGAAAAGGCAUGUGAAGUUGAAAGUAAAGAAGAUGAUAAAUCUGAAAAUAAACUAACAGUUGUUCAAGAUUUUCGUAAAAUUCGUGUAGGGUUAGAAUUUGGGGAAGAAGAUGAUAUUAAGGAACUAGAACCAAUACAUGGAUUGGAUGAUUCAAAGAAGAAAAAUAAGCAAAAAGUUAAAAAAAUUCAGGAAGAAGAAGAUUCAUCUGAUUUUAGCGAUUUCUACUCACAUUCUGAGGGAGAAUAUGAUGAAGCAAUAUUUGAAUCACCAUCUAAAGCAAAGAAAUCUAAGAUUCAAAGUGGCAGUGGUGUUUUUGAAGUAGAAGUUGUUAGUAAUCCCACAAAGAAAACAAAUCAAGCUGAACCACCGGUUAAAAAAUUAACUAGCAGGCAAAGAAGAGCAUUGGAAAGAGCACAGAUGCGGAGAAAAACUGGUAGUACUUUUUAUAAAGAAACGAAUGUUAAGAAUAGGAAUAGAAAUAAAAGAAAACCUAUUUAA